Carya illinoinensis is the source of this 966-nucleotide messenger RNA. RefSeq lists its product as uncharacterized. NCBI's taxonomy places the organism in Eukaryota, Viridiplantae, Streptophyta, Magnoliopsida, Fagales, Juglandaceae. Bases 1 to 966 code for a protein of 321 amino acids. The transcript has a single exon. The record is from RefSeq and is a predicted model, not a curated record.
AUGCAAGACCCUAUUGGAAUUCCUGCUUGCUUCUCCUCUGGCGAUAAGCUUUCCGAUGACCGGGUAGCUGUAACCGGGUCAGGGCAGUGUGUUUUCGUGUCCGUAUACCGGACAAAGAUCGCCGAUCAGUGCCGCUUAAUCUCGAUUACAUGGUGCAAGAAUUUGUUGCUGCAUGGCUUAUCUGUAUCAGUGGAGGGUCCGGAUGGAGAAAGCCAUUACACCUGUAAAGUUCAGCUGAAGCCCUUGUAUUUUUGGAGAAAGCAAGGUUCGAAGCGGUUUAGAGUGGAAGGUAAAGCUGUUGAUAUCUUCUGGGAUCUUAAGGCUGCAAAGUUCAAUGGGGAAAUGCAGCCAAACUCAGGGUACUAUGUUGCAGUUGUCUGCGAUGAAGAGGUUGUGCUUCUUCUUGGGGAUCUGAAGAAUGAUGCCUAUAAGAAGACAGGUUGUAGGCCGGCUCUCAUUGAUCCCAUAUUGGUUUCAAAGAAGGAACACAUAUUUGGUAAGAAAAUCUUUUCUACAAGAGUCAAAUUCCAUGAGAAAGGUAGCCUUCAUGAAAUCUCAAUUGAGUGCAAGAACACUAUUGUUACUGGGAACAUCAGCAAUGGGAACUCUUUGAAUGGGGUUGAGCCAGAGAUGGAGAUUAGAAUUGAUGGGUUUUGGGUCAUUCAUGUCAAACACCUUCAAUGGAAAUUUAGAGGUAAUGAGUCUAUACAUGUCAACAACAUGAGAGUAGAGGUAUAUUGGGAUGUCCAUGACUGGCUCUUUAGUCCUGGUUUAAGGCAUGCAUUGUUUAUUUUCAAGCCAAUUCUGGCAUCCAUAUCUCAAUCAUCUUCAUCAUCACCACCACUAUCUUCAUUGACAUCAACACCAUUGUCGUGUCAGACAGAGAUUUCUGGGUCAUUAGAAGGGUUCAACACAAGUGGGCCAUCUGAGUUCUGUUUGUUUCUUUAUGCUUGGAAGACUGAAUGA